Messenger RNA from Microthlaspi erraticum, 669 nucleotides. The record is from the annotation of a GenBank genome assembly. NCBI's taxonomy places the organism in Eukaryota, Viridiplantae, Streptophyta, Magnoliopsida, Brassicales, Brassicaceae.
AUGGUGGAUUCGUCGAUUGGUUCCGAUAAGGAGAAGAAGGGAAGUAAGGAGCCAGUGUAUCGUGGGGUUCGUAUGAGGAGCUGGGGAAAAUGGGUAUCGGAGAUUCGUGAGCCACGGAAGAAAUCGAGAAUCUGGCUCGGGACUUUUCCGACGGCAGAGAUGGCGAUGCGUGCUCACGACGUGGCUGCGAUUAGCAUCAAAGGAGCUUCCGCCAUUCUCAAUUUCCCUGAGCUCGCCGAGUUUUUGCCACGACCAGCUUCGCUUAGCCCUCGUGACGUCAGAGCCGCGGCGACCAAAGCUGCUCUCAUGGACUUCGAUACGACGCCGUCUAAUCACGCAAGGUCUGAGAGCGAGACGACGACGACGACGUCGAGUAAAAGGUCAGAGAGUGAGGCUAGUGAAACGGCGUCGUUCUCUUCGUCUUCGUUCUCUGUGACGAGCAUUGAUGAGGUGAGUAGAGUCUCGGACGGUUUGGACGCGAUAGUCGAGUUGCCGAGUCUAGGCACGAGUUUGGACGAGUCGAACGAGUUCGUGUUUUUUGACUCGUUGGAGUUGAUGCCGUCAUGGUUACGCGGUGGUACGGACGAAGAUUUUACGUAUAACAGCAAUGAUUCUCCGUUGAAUUCAGUUUUCGAAGAAAGCAGCUUUUCUUGGAAACAUUUUCCCUGA